GAUAGUUCUGACUGAAGAGGAAGGGGAAAUGGGGGAAGCUGUUAGGGACCAAAACUGUGUAGAAUGAGAAGAAUUUCCAAUAAUAAAAAACUGUGAAUCAUUGUCGACACGAGGUCCUCCAGUCAUCGUAGGAAUGAGCAUCAACAUAGCAAGCAUCGACUCCAUCUCAGAAGUAAACAUGGACUACACCAUCACAAUGUAUUUCCAGCAGAGCUGGCGAGAUAAGCGUUUGGCCUAUAGUGAGCUGAACCUAAACCUGACUCUGGACAACCGUGUAGCAGACCAGCUGUGGCUCCCUGACACCUACUUCCUUAAUGACAAGAAGUCCUUUCUUCAUGGUGUGACAGUAAAAAACCGUAUGAUCCGACUGCACCCAGAUGGCACUGUCUUAUACGGGCUGAGAAUAACCACUACUGCUGCCUGCAUGAUGGACCUGAGGAGGUACCCUCUUGAUGAACAGAACUGCACCCUGGAGAUUGAAAGCUAUGGAUACACCACAGAUGACAUCGUGUUCUUCUGGCAAGGAGGAGACACCGCCGUGACGGGUGUCGACAAGUUAGAGUUACCUCAGUUCUCCAUUGUGGAACUCCGCCUGGUGUCCAGGGAGGUGCGGUUCAUUACAGGUUCAUAUCCAAGGCUUUCGCUAAGUUUCAGGAUUAAGAGGAACAUUGGAUAUUUCAUCCUGCAGACGUACAUGCCCUCCAUCCUGAUCACCAUUCUCUCCUGGGUCUCCUUCUGGAUCAAUUAUGAUGCCUCUGCAGCUCGGGUGGCCCUGGGUGUGACAACGGUGCUUACCAUGACAACAAUUAACACCCACCUUAGGGAGACUCUCCCAAAGAUUCCGUAUGUGAAAGCCAUCGACGUCUACCUCAUGGGCUGUUUUGUGUUUGUGUUCCUGGCCCUGCUUGAAUAUGCCUUUGUAAAUUACGUGUUCUUUGGCCGGGGCCCUGCGCAACAGAAGAAAAUCAAUGAGCGGCUGAACAAAGCCAACAACGAGCGCACAAGAUACGAAGAGAAGCGCCUGAGGGAACAGGACUCCAUUUCCGUGCCGUUUCAAACCAACACCUUCAGGUCAUUUACACAGCGAAGAAAUCUGUAUCUCGAGGAGCAAAGAAAAGUUGGGGUGGAUGCAUACGGAAACAUCCUCCUCAACACGCUGGAGAUGAACAACGAAGUGAUGCCUUCUGACGUGGGGAGCAGCGUCAGUGACUCUCGGAAUUCGGUCAUGUCCUUCGACAGCUCCGGGGUCCAAUUCAGGAAGCCCAUGGCGCCCAGAGAUGGCUUUAGCCACCACUCGCUGGACCGGAGCGCCAUGCGGAGCCGGGCCAACUGUCGGCUACGACGACGCUCCUCCAAGCUCAAGUUGAAAAUCCCAAACCUGUCAGAUGUGAGCACCAUUGACAAGUGGUCCCGGGUCAUUUUCCCCAUCACCUUUGGAUUUUUCAACCUAAUCUACUGGUUGUACUAUGUGAAUUGAUGUGCAUCCCACUAGGAAUCAUGGGCCAUAUUUUGAGAGCACAUUAAAUUGGCUUUGAUACAGUUCCAAAAUAUGUAUACACAUAUACAAAUUGAACAUAUGUAUAUGCAUAUUUCUAUAUAUUAUAUUUAUAUAUACACGUGUGAAAUCUGAAGGACCUUUCUGCUGUACAAAAUAUUAAUAGGAUGACUUGAAUGUUUAAGAAUAAUUGUGACUGAAGAAUUUCAAGGCUUUGAGUUUCUUUUUCCUCCUGAAACAAACAAACAAACAGACGAACAAACAAACAAACAAACAAACAAACACGAGAUCCCACCCCCAGGGGUUUUUGGAACUAAAGACUGCAUGAUAUUUUUGCUAAAAAAGAAAACAGGAAAAAAGAGAAAGUGAACGCUCUAGAGAGAGAAAAGAUGUCUCAGAGUCCCAUCGACUUUUUAUUGAAAACUUAUCGUCAUCGAGAAUCCUCUUCUGCAGCUCAUGAAAUCAGUGGUGGCUCGUCCGCGCAGGCAUCAGCUGAGUGAGGUCCUUGACGCCACACUCCAGAAGCCCUGCCCCAC
This is a messenger RNA of Pleuronectes platessa (European plaice), 2031 nucleotides long. RefSeq names its product gamma-aminobutyric acid type A receptor subunit beta4 (gene gabrb4). Lineage: Eukaryota; Metazoa; Chordata; Actinopteri; Pleuronectiformes; Pleuronectidae. Bases 134 to 1477 code for a protein of 447 amino acids. Gene Ontology annotation, molecular function: GABA-A receptor activity; neurotransmitter receptor activity; extracellular ligand-gated monoatomic ion channel activity. Gene Ontology annotation, biological process: chemical synaptic transmission; monoatomic ion transmembrane transport; nervous system process. The record is from RefSeq and is a predicted model, not a curated record. The transcript is spliced from 9 exons. Gene Ontology annotation, cellular component: membrane; synapse; neuron projection.